UCGGAAGACGUUUACAGACGCACAGACAAAAAAAUUAAAAACCGGAAACGCGUUUGGCUAGUAAACAAUGCGACAAAUUUCGAUAAAAACAUAAACUGUGGUUCCGGUUUGAAUAGAAACACAGUGGAUUCUGACAGUACCAUGUCUAAAGGUGACGUCAUCAGGGGUUUUGUGACGGAGAGACUCGCCGUCGCGUCCCAGGAAAUCUUAGCGGUGGUGGACAAGAUCGUAGCCGGGUACGAGGAGGAGGCUUCGGGCUUCAGACAGGAGAUCGAGCGGCAGAGGAGGCAGUUGGAGGAGCUGCUGCAGCCGGAGGUCCGACCCAAAGCAGGUGUGAAGCGGAGCAGGAGCAUCUUCCCUGAUGAGGAGGGGCAGGACGAAGGUGCAGAUGAAGAGUCCCCUGAGCAUCCAGAGAACCUGGAAGACCCGACGAAUCAAACCCCAGCAAGGUGUUUUACCUCUAGAGGGCAGUAUAGGAAGAAUAAGAAGAAGCCUGGCAGACCUCAGAUCAGUGAGGCGGAGAGCCAUGUAGAGCUCAGGAUCCGCAUCCUGGAGGACCAUCAGACUGAUGUCCUCACAAACAGCGUUCUUAAGAAAUGCCCUCUGCUGAAGCUGACGUGUCCUCGAGGCCUGCAGGAGGCAGAUUUUAUUGACCUGCUGAAGUCCACCUUCCCUCAGCUGUCAGGAGGCGACAAAUGUUUUGACAUGUUAACAUCCGACAAGAGACGCAGACUUCAGCCUCUGAAACUACAGAUGGUGACACCAGACGAGAUCAGCAGGAACAUCAGCUGCUCCGGAUGGAGGAAGUCGACGCUCUUUAUCAGACUGAAGACACAAAAAGAACUUCAGACCAGCGAGGAAGAUUUUCAUCCGACAGAAGUCAACAACACUGAAGACUCUCAGUCCACGUCUGUCAUGUUGACAUGUGAUGAAACAAGACCUCAAACCAGCAACCCUGUUCAGGAGGUCGAAGGAAGAACGGAAGGGAGUCGAGUGUCCAGCAGCUCAACGUCACAACAACAAGACAUACAGGGUGGCGAGGAUGUGGACCAUCAAAUAUCAGAACCAGCUGAGGACUUUGUGGACUGCACUGCAGCUGAGAGUAAAACUGACGGUAUUGAAAAGGAAGAAGAAAGAGGAGAGUCGAGUGGCAGCGAUGAUGAUCGGAAACAAGACAAGAACAACAAGGAACUGAGGUCGAAGGCAAAAAAGAAACAAAAAGUCAGACGUCUGGGUUUAAAGGCGACUCGGACAAAGACUGAGAACGCUGAUGUUUUUCUUUCCUGUAAAGUCUGCGGCACUCUGCACAAAUCAGAAGUCACGCUUGUCAAACACGCCUGGAGUCACGUUGAUGAUCCAGGAAGUCUUUGUGGCGUUUGUGGAGAACAUGAGUCUGAGGAGACGCUGAAGGAUCAUCUUCAAAGUCGACAUAAAACUGAAGACUGUCACAUCUGCGGAGAGUCUUUCUUGAGUACUGCCGGCCUCAGUGAGCACGUGGCUGCACACUCAGGGGAGAGACCGUUCGAAUGUGAUGUUUGCUGUGAAGCAUUUGCAUUGAAGGCGUCUCUGGACAACCACCAGAAACUCCACAAGGCUGGUAAGCUGCACAGAUGUUUCACCUGUCACAAAGUGUUUGAACUGAAGGAGCAGUUAAAAGCUCACUGUCGGACUCACAGCAACAAAAAGACGCGCCUCUGUGGCGUUUGUGGUAAAUCUCUCAGCGAUUACAGAUCUUUAUCCCGCCACAAGAUGACGCACUCUGAGGAAAGACCUCACAUCUGUCAGGUGUGCGGGAGGCGUUUCAAACUUCCUGGGACUCUGAAGCAACACAAGAAGAUUCACACAGACAGAGAGAGAUCGUACCUCUGCGAUGUCUGCUGCAAAAUGUUCCUCACGAGCAAGGAGCUGCAGAUCCACAUGAGGCGGCACACCAACGAGAAGCCGUACCACUGCGGUGAAUGCGGCAAGGGAUUCAGCACCAAAGGUCCUUUGACGAUUCACAUGAGGGUCCACACGGGAGAGACACCGUACCGCUGCCCGGACUGUGGCUGGUCCUUCAAACGCAAGGUUAACCUGGACAACCACCUGACGGUCCACUCGGGCCAGAAGCCGUUUGUCUGUGGGAUUUGUGGGAAAGCUUGCGCUCGUAAAACGUACCUGACCGUCCACAUGAGGACCCACAACGGGGAGAGACCGUACAAGUGUACCCUCUGUGAUAAAGCCUUCACUCAGGGUCACUGUCUGAAAACACACAUGAAGAGCCACCUGGUGGCAGAGGCUGCGACGUGACGCGAACACUCGACCCGUUUCAAAUAUCUUAAUAGAACUGAAAAUCGUGUUUCUUUAAUUUAAAGUUAUGUAAAUGUCAUGUUAGUGCCCACAUGUGCGAUGGCUUAAAAUAAGAGUGUACAGAGUUUAAUGCUAAUGUCAACAUGCUCAUAAUAGACAUGUGAAAUAAAAUGCUGUUAUUUAAAGUA
Acanthopagrus latus (yellowfin seabream) is the source of this 2477-nucleotide messenger RNA. RefSeq names its product zinc finger protein 567-like. Gene Ontology annotation, biological process: regulation of DNA-templated transcription. The record is from RefSeq and is a predicted model, not a curated record. The transcript has 6 exons. Gene Ontology annotation, molecular function: RNA polymerase II cis-regulatory region sequence-specific DNA binding; DNA-binding transcription factor activity, RNA polymerase II-specific. The coding region runs from base 142 to 2289 and encodes 715 amino acids. NCBI's taxonomy places the organism in Eukaryota, Metazoa, Chordata, Actinopteri, Spariformes, Sparidae.